This is a messenger RNA of Linum trigynum, 2038 nucleotides long. The record is from the annotation of a GenBank genome assembly. NCBI's taxonomy places the organism in Eukaryota, Viridiplantae, Streptophyta, Magnoliopsida, Malpighiales, Linaceae.
GACUAGAGAGAGAGGAGAGAGAGAAGAGAGAGAUAUACAAUUAUUCAUCCAUGGAAGGUUCAGAGCUAACAAAGCUAGGGAGCUCUCUCCCAGUGGCUUGCGUUCAAGAGCUUGCCAAGGAACCCCUCCGCAAAUUAGGCAUCCCUCCCCGCUAUAUCCGUCCCGAUCAAGACCCUCCCAACGCCACUUUACCCGUUCAGCUUCCUGUCAUUGAUUUGCACAAACUAUUCACAUCCCAUGGUCAUAAUAUUGCAGAGCUGGAUAGGCUCCAUAACGCUUCCAAACAAUGGGGUUUCUUCCAGUUGAUAAACCAUGGAGUGAGCGAGUCGUUGAUUGACAGAGUGAAAGCAGAGGUUGAGGGAUUGUUUAACCUGCCAAUGGCGGAGAAGCAAAAGUACUGGCAGAAACCUGGAGAGAUUGAAGGAUUUGGGCAAGCCUUUGUGGUUUCCGAGGAGCAGAAGCUGGACUGGGGAGACAUCUUCUUCACCACCGCCCUCCCGAAGCAUCUCAGGAAGCCUCAUCUCUUCCCCAACCUCCCUCUCCCACUCAGGUUCAAUUCUCUCUAAACUAGUUCCUUCAUCCUCUUAGAUCUGGAGAGAACAAAAAAAAAAAAAAUUUGGUUUCAGUAUUAGAACUGAUCACAUAUUUAAUUACCACUGUUUUCACGUUGAAUUUAAGCAUCCUCGUUCGCCUUAUUCGUUUAAUGUUUGUUUAGACUGUCUAAUCUCACCUGCCACGACUGAAGUGAUACAAUUGUUGACCUUUUGGAUUCAGAGGAGAAAAUCAAAUUCAAUUGCGCGUCUAUUUGUAUAUUGUAGUAGCAUUUCGGGGCAUCUGUUUUAGUGACGUAAAUAAAAGAAAAGAACUUCGUAACCAACAAAACAAAAUGAUGGCCACAAGCAACCAAAUCAAACCGAAAGAUUAUAUGGUGACCAUUUUCCUUCCUUUUAGCCAUCAUUCUUCGGGACUUCCUCGUAACGUGACAUCUCUCAUGACUAUCAACACUUCAACAGUAGGGCUAUUAAAGAUCAAUUCCAAUCUAUUUUGUGAAAUUCAAUGUAUAAAAAUUUAGUAUUCUCAUUUUUUUCCUUUGAUACCAUUCUUAUAUGAAUAAAAAUUUAUUAGGGAUUGCAGAGCUACUCGUGAGUAAUUUUACGUAAAUCCAAGUUAACCAAUUUGAUUAUGGAUUUUGGAUGGGUGAAGUUUUUAUAGAUUGAUAUUUAUUGGAUAGGCUAAAAAGAAUAUAUAUAUAUAUAUUUUGCUUCAAUAUAAUAAAUAAAUAUGGAUUGAGUAAGGGAUGACAAAAAUAUCCGUAACCGUGGAUAUCCACCCGAAUCCGACCUAAUCGGGUAGGGUAAAACUCGAACCCGAAGCAUUUUUCGUGGGUACGGGUAAAACCCGAACCCGAAUAUUGCGGGUAAUGGGUUGGCAUGGUUAUCUCACUAUCCAACCCGAACCCGCCCGAUUAUACACAUGCAUAUGUAUUUUGUCUAGAAAUAAUCAUUAUUUUUUCCCUAGAAUAUUUUAUAUUUAGCAUAUAAAUAUAAUAUUUUCAUGAAAUUAUGUUGUUUUAAUUAAUUUUCGUUAUUCUAGUGAAUUAUUGUCGUACUUUUCCUCUUACGUAAUGUGAAUAUAAGUGUGAAAGUUAACAUAUUGGUUGGAAUUAUAAGGAGAAAUUAUUACCCAUGGAUAACCGUGGAUACCCGAAACCCGAACGGGUAUGGGCAUGGUUUUGAUUUUCUACCCGUUUCUCGUGUGGGUACGGGUAUGGGUAAAACCCGAACUACAUUGGGUAGGGUAACGGAUAUGCACUAUCCGCCCCCGAUCCGACCCAUUGCCAUCCCUUGAGUUAGGAUUUACCCAUUUUUUUUAGAUAAUUUUAACUCCACAUAAUAUUUGGAUUUUUUGUAAAUUUUUAAAAUUUAGGAAUUAAAUUUUAUGGUAAAAAAAUAAUUACCAUAUUUUUAUUUUUAACACUAUUUUUUGGACUUAUUUGCAAGAAAAAAUGUAAGUUUGUUAUUAAAUGAUAAAAUAUGUU